This is a messenger RNA of Benincasa hispida (wax gourd), 3655 nucleotides long. Its product is annotated as lysine-specific demethylase JMJ27-like. Gene Ontology annotation, biological process: regulation of transcription by RNA polymerase II. Gene Ontology annotation, cellular component: chromatin; histone deacetylase complex. Gene Ontology annotation, molecular function: histone H3K9 demethylase activity; chromatin DNA binding; transcription coregulator activity. The record is from RefSeq and is a predicted model, not a curated record. Lineage: Eukaryota; Viridiplantae; Streptophyta; Magnoliopsida; Cucurbitales; Cucurbitaceae.
CAUGUCUAAGUCUACCCACAGUUUCUCCCCAAACCCUCCUCUACUUUUACGAUCUUCUUCUUCUUCACACCGCUAGUUUGCUCCAAAACUUCUUCUUCUUCUCUUUCAAUUCUUGUGUUUCUUCUUCUUCUUUCUACUCUUUCUUCUUUCGAUUCAGCUUCUUCUCUCUUUAUUCCUUUCAUGGCGCGAGGUAGAAAGCGGCGCCAACCGGUGACUGUCGCCGAGGGUCGGGAAACUGAAGGGAACGUUGAAAAUACUGAAACUAAUAGCGGGGUUGGUCAUGGAGGGACUGAAGUUGGAGUAAUUGACAAGGGUUUUUUGGGCGACGGCGAAAACGAGGUGCAAUGUGAGACGAAGACGGAAGAAGGGGAAACCCUGCAGCGGAAUGAAGGGGAGGACAAUGGUGAGGAGCAGAAGGGUGGUUCUGUUGGUGAGAAAAAUGGCCAAUUGGAACGUAGGGUUUCUACUCAAUGUUCGUCGAUGAGUUUGAGAAAGAAGGCGAGAGUUUCGUACAACGAUGAGGUUUACGAGUUUGAUGAUGAUGAUGAUGAUGAAGAGGAGAUUCCUUUUAAAAAGCCUGGGCGAAGGGGUAGGAAAAAGAAGUUAUUUUCUUCGAAUCGGAAUGUAUUGGACGAGGAAGAAAAACAGAGUCCGGUAGAGGAAGACGAAGCAUAUGAUGUCAGGGAGAGAAAAUCUGGUGUUUCUGGAACUAGGAGAGGUUCUUCUAGAAGGAAACGUGGUGGAAGAUGUGCGCUAAGAACGGAAAGUUUUGUUAAACCAGAGGGCGAGAAGAAAAUCAAUAAGUUGGAUCCGGAAUUCAUCGCGAAUAUAUCUUUAAUGUGCCAUCAGUGCCAGAGGAACGAUAAAGGCCGUGUGGUACGUUGUACUAAAUGUAGGAGGAAGCGAUAUUGUAUCCCUUGUUUGCAGAAUUGGUACCCUCAUACAUCAGAAGAGGCAAUUGCAGAAUCUUGUCCCGUUUGCUCUGGGAAUUGCAAUUGUAAAGCAUGUUUGCGUUUAGAUGUUCCUGUUAACAAUUUGAAGAACAUGGAACCAGUAGACACAGAAGACAGCAAGGUCGAGCAUGCAAAAUAUGUACUAUGUAAACUCCUACCAUUUCUAAAACGGCUAAAUGAAGAACAGAUGUUGGAGAAAAAAGAGGAGGCUACAAGGCUAGGUUUGCCUCUUCAUGAUCUGAUGGUGGAGAAGGUAGACUGUGAAGAAAAUGAGCGAAUGUACUGCGACAUUUGUAGAACAUCAAUUUUUGAUUUUCAUCGAACAUGCGUUUCUUGUAAUUUUGACCUUUGUAUCAACUGUUGCCGAGAAAUCCGUGAAGGAGAUAUGCGGUGUUGUGAGAAAAAAGAGAUAAUACCAUAUAUUAAUCGAGGGUUUGAGUACUUGCAUGGUGGAGGACAUAAAAAAGAAAAAAGAGGUAAAGCCAAAGUGCUUGCCGAAUCUUCUCCUAGAGAUGACGUGGAAUCAACAUUCAUAUGGAAAGCAGAAAAAGAUGGAAGGGUUCCUUGUCCACCACCCAACUUGGGUGGUUGUGGUAAUGGUUUUCUAGAGUUAAGAUGUAUAUUGGAAGAUUCAAUCUCUAAAUUGGUGGAUGAAGGCGAGGAGAUUGCCAGAACCCACAAGAUAAUGGAUGUGGAUGAAACUGCAGGAAAGUGGUGCUCAUGCUUUAACUCAGCUGGUGAAAUUGAUCUUGAGAGUGGUAUGUUGAAGAAAGCUGCUUCGAGACAAGGUUCAAGUGAUAAUUAUUUAUAUUGUCCUAGGGGCAGGGAUAUUCAAGCUGGAGACGUAAAGCAUUUUCAGUGGCAUUGGUGCAAAGGUGAGCCUGUGGUUGUUAGCAAUGUUCUUGAAACUACAUCGGGCUUGAGCUGGGAACCUCUUGUCAUGUGGCGUGCCUUCCGCCAAAUUACACAUACGAAACAUAGUCAACAGUUGGAAGUCAAGGCCAUUGAUUGCCUGGAUUGGUGUGAGCUUGAUGUCAAUAUCCACAAAUUCUUUAUUGGUUAUACAGAUGGUCAGUUUGAUGCAAAAUUGUGGCCUCGGAUACUGAAACUCAAGGACUGGCCCCCAUCUAAUCAUUUUGAGGAAUGCUUGCCCCGUCAUAAUGCUGAAUUUAUCAGUUGUUUACCUUUUAAGGAAUAUACACAUCCUUCUAAAGGCAAUCUAAAUCUUGCUGUUAAUUUGCCGGAUAAAUCUCUAAAACCUGAUAUGGGACCUAAGACAUAUAUUGCUUAUGGAGUUGCACAGGAGCUUGGUCGUGGGGAUUCUGUUACCAAGCUUCACUGUGAUAUGUCUGAUGCAGUAAAUGUUCUUACUCAUGCUACCAAGGUCACACUUCAGCCUGAGCAUUUACAUAGUAUCAAAGAAUUAAAAGCAAAACAUCUUGCACACGACCAGGAAGAAAUUUAUGGUGCUAUGACAGAUCUUAAUAUUGUUGAUGAAAGCAAGUUUUGCAUUGACCCCUCUAGCAUUUCCGAAAAUGGAAAGGAACAUGUUUGUGAAGUUGGUCAUCAAAACAAUAAUUCAGUAUUGGAGGAUGCAUCAAGCCCUAAGAGAGGUGAUGAGGAAGAGGGCGAUCUUCGAAAUUUGAACAAACACAAUGGAACUGGCCCUGAUGAGUCUGUAAAGGUAAAUCUAGCCGAAGAAACUUGUAGCGAAGCGAAAAUAUCAGAAGAAAUGGGAAGUUUGGAUGUAUCUGAUGGUGGUGCACUGUGGGACAUUUUUCGUAGGCAAGAUGUUCCCCUACUGCAGCAAUAUCUCAACAAGCAUUUCAGAGAAUUUAGGCACAUUCAUGCCGGUCCUGUACCACAGGUGUUUCAUCCCGUGCAUGAUCAGUCAUUUUAUUUGACUUUGGAACACAAACGAAAGCUCAAGGAGGAAUAUGGAAUUGAACCUUGGACAUUUGUCCAAAAUCUGGGAGAUGCUGUCUUUAUUCCUGCUGGUUGUCCUCAUCAAGUCAGAAACUUAAAGUCAUGCAUAAAGGUUGCUUUGGACUUUGUGUCACCCGAGAAUGUUAAAGAGUGCAUCCACUUGACUGAAGAAUUUCGCAGGCUUCCGUCAAAUCAUUGGGCUAAGGAGGACAAGUUGGAGGUCAAGAAAAUGAGUGUUUAUGCUAUGAAAGAGACAAUUGCUUGUUUGAAGGGAGAGAGCAAGUGUUCUUUUCCACAAAAAAAAAGAAAAAGGGGGAAGAGCAAGUGAUGCAGACCAAGAUUUGUCUAAUAUAGGAUAUUUCUUAUGAGCCUUGGGGUGAUCCUGUGAACAGAAGACUCUGCACCAGGUUUCAGUUGGUAUAAAAGAUGUUUCAUCCUGAGCCUUUUGUGAUGCCAACUAUUUUGUAGCAAUAGAACUAUGCCCCAUACAUUUUGUAUAAUGAUUCAUUGGCCCUUUUACUCACAUGUAUGAUAUAGUUUAAGAGUAACUAAUGCCGCUAUGUCAUUUAUCAGCGAUGAGAAUUCGGGUAUCGCUUUCGAUCUUUUUGGCAUUUUUUGUAUAGGUAACAUUACUGGCCAUAAUGAGAAAGUCAAAUCCACAAGCAUGUAUGUUUUGGAAACUUCACUCUCUAUGGUAAUUGUAUUUUCCGUUAGGUCUGUAUUGUUUUCGACGGUUAUUAGGAUGAAUUGUACUCGGGCGUUGUGUUUGGAGCUAA